Messenger RNA from Aethina tumida (small hive beetle), 1947 nucleotides. RefSeq names its product LHFPL tetraspan subfamily member 6 protein. Gene Ontology annotation, cellular component: membrane. Lineage: Eukaryota; Metazoa; Arthropoda; Insecta; Coleoptera; Nitidulidae. The record is from RefSeq and is a predicted model, not a curated record. Bases 402 to 1004 code for a protein of 200 amino acids. The transcript has 7 exons.
UCUGGAUCAGUCGCGCUGUGAACUUCGCAACGCCUGGUCGUGUCCGUCGCCCUUACCUAUCGCAGACAUCGUAAACUGACAGACCUCGCGCAACAUAAACAUGUGUCACUUGACGAGGGCGCCGCGAAACUUUACCACCCGCUAAAUCUAAAGUGCACUUCGUGUCGCGGACCUGGAAGGGGCGAGGGGAACUGCGAUGUAGUUUCACGAAAAAUUGCACCUAUGUUAUGAGAUGUGAUCCGACAUAUGCCAACAUUAAAAUGGACGAAUUACCCGAUUGCGUGCACCCGGUGCAACAGGGAUCAGGUGAAUCCGUUCCCACGUUGAAUCUGUAAAGUGGCCGUGCAAUAAAAAGUGCGAUCGGGAUUUGCAGGAGCCAAGCAAGACCGUAUUGCGGAAUCAUGGCCACGUCGCUAACCGGCCUGGGGAUAUUAUGGGCGACCAUGUCCCUGGCAGCCGCUCUGCUUUGCUGUACCGGAUUUUACUUACCCUUUUGGAUUCAGGGUAGAUUGUUGGGCCGAGUGGAUGCCUACUUCAGUUCUUUCCGCCGAUGUAAUUAUCCCCGUGUGAGUUCGCGGGGCGUUGUCGAAAUCGUGGAAGAAUGCGGACGAUAUACGAGGUUUUGGGACAUCCCGAGUCCUUGGUGGCAAGCCAGCACCGUAUUGGUGGGAACCGGAAGUGCGAUAAGUUUACUCAUCGCGGUUACGGCCACAGCCGCUUGUUGUAUCACCUACGUCGUUCACUCCGGAACUGCCAGAAUAGCUGGAUCCUUACAACUAAUCGCAGCUGUUCUAGUGAUAACAGGAGGCGCUAUUUAUCCUGUGGGAUGGGACAACCGAGAAGUUCGAGAGUCCUGCGGGAACACGAGCAACAUAUACAGACUAGGGACCUGUGAACUGUCUUGGUCAGUGUACUUCCUGGCUAUCGCUGUUCUACUACUAUUAUUGUGUUUCUGUUUAAGUUUUUGCGCAUCUCGGGUGAAAGCGGGCUCGUUGCGAAUUUGAAUGUACAGCGAAAUGGAGACGACGCCACGAACCACCAACACCACCUCCAGCAACACCUUGUGGCAUACCGUCUCGCCCACCCGGUCCCGCCGCAGGGCGCCGUCACGAACCAUCUCUACCAGAACUUGGAGGAGGUGGGACGGCGGCACCAGGCGUCGGCGGCCGCCCACGACGGUAACGGCGUAACGACCAUUGAGAAAGUUGUGCAAUCGGCUACCGGAAACGUGCCUCUUUCACCCAACAACGCGAGGGAUCCAGACACCGACGACAUCAUGGGAGAUUUGCCGAAGUGUCUGAUGCAGGCACGCGAGAACGUGUUUGAUUAAGUAUCUGUAUUUUCCGCCCCUAUCAUUACGGACGCGCGCGAAACCUUUUCCUUGCCCGGGGCGUUGAAAAUGUUUCGGGCUCUGUGAUAAAACUUUAUUUCAUUAUCGAUAAAUUUUAUUGGAAACACGUAACUUUCCUCAGGUUUCACAAUGUCACGAUGAAAUGCCACAAUAUUCCAGACUAUAGUUCACUACUUCGUCACACACACCCUUGGAUGAGUUACAGCUACGUUCUUCGUUUUUUUUUUUUUUUUGUUUUAAUAGUGCGUAUGUUUUGUCAAAAAUACAGUUACCAAAAAAAUUGACGCAGUGCAAAAACUCCUAAAGUGCGCCCUCAUUUGUACAGUAAAACGAGUUUAAGAAAAAUAAAUUGUUAUAAAUUUUAAUAAUUUUAGUGUGAUUUCGUUAGUUGCGAAUAGACACAAAGUGCUAAAAACCAUCUCAUCAUAUCCGAAGACUGAAUUUAUUUUUAUUGUUAUUGAAUGUGUUUGAUAUAUUAAAAAGCUUUAAUGUUAAAAUCUGUUCAUUUUUUGAGUAAUUUUAUUGAUAUUAAAUUUGUAAUUAUUUAAUUGUGAACAGUUAUGAAACUAUGUGAAUAAAAAUUUUUGAAUAUAGAU